CCCUCUCAUGGCAGGUGCUCUAUGAAAUGACAGUGUGGACGGGGGACGUGGUCGGCGGGGGCACUGACUCUAACAUCUUUAUGACCCUCUAUGGCAUCAAUGGGAGCACAGAGGAGGUGCAGCUGGACAAAAAGAAAGCCAGGUUUGAGCGGGAGCAGAACGACACCUUCAUCAUGGAAAUCCUAGACAUUGCUCCAUUCACCAAGAUGCGGAUCCGGAUUGACGGGCUGGGCAGCCGGCCCGAGUGGUUUCUGGAGAGGAUCCUCUUGAAGCACAUGAACACUGGAGACCUCACCAUGUUCUACUACGGAGACUGGCUCUCCCAGAGGAAGGGCAAGAAGACCCUGGUAUGCGAGAUGUGUGCCGUCAUCGAUGAGGAGGAGAUGAUGGAGUGGACCUCCUACACUGUCACGGUUAAGACCAGUGACAUCCUGGGAGCAGGCACUGAUGCCAACGUGUUCAUCAUCAUCUUUGGGGAGAAUGGGGACAGCGGGACACUGGCCCUGAAGCAGUCAGCCAACUGGAACAAGUUUGAGCGGAACAACACAGACACAUUCAGCUUCUCUGACAUGCUGAGCCUGGGCCAUCUCUGCAAGCUGAGAGUCUGGCAUGACAGCAAAGGGAUAUUUCCUGGCUGGCAUCUGAGCUAUAUCGAUGUGAAGGACAACUCCCGUGAUGAGACCUUCCGCUUCCAGUGUGACUGCUGGCUCUCGAAGAGCGAGGGUGAUAGACAGACCGUCCGCGACUUUGCCUGUGCCAACAAUGAGAUCCAUGAUGAGUUGGAAGAGACCACCUACGAGAUCGUCAUAGAAACGGGCAACGGAGGCGAAACCAGGGAGAAUGUCUGGCUCAUCCUGGAAGGAAGGAAGAACCGAUCCAAAGAGUUUCUGGUGGAAAAUUCUUCUAGACAGCGGGCCUUUAGGAAGGGGACCACAGACACGUUCGAGUUUGACAGUGUCUACUUGGGGGACAUUACCUCCCUCUGCGUGGGCCAUCUCGCCAGGGAGGACCGGUUCAUCCCCAAGAGAGAGCUGGUCUGGCACGUCAAGACCAUCACUAUCACCGAGAUGGAGUACGGCAAUGUGUACUUCUUCAACUGCGACUGCCUCAUCCCGCUCAAGAGGAAGAGGAAGUACUUCAAGGUAUUUGAGGUCACCAAGACCACUGAGAGCUUUGCCAGCAAGAUCCAGAGCCUGGUGUCCGUCAAAUACGAGGUCAUCGUGACAACGGGCUAUGAGCCUGGGUCUGGCACUGACGCCAACGUCUUCGUGACCAUCUUUGGGGCCAAUGGGGACACCGGCAAACGUGAACUGAAACAGAAGAUGCGCAACCUCUUUGAGCGCGGCAGCACCGACCGCUUCUUCCUGGAGACGCUGGAGCUGGGCGAGCUGCGCAAGGUGCGGCUGGAGCACGACAGCAGCGGCUACUGUUCCGGCUGGCUGGUGGACAAGGUGGAGGUCACCAACACCAGCACCGGCGUGGCCACCAUCUUUAACUGCGGCCGGUGGCUGGAUAAGAAGCGGGGGGACGGCCUCACUUGGAGAGACCUCUUCCCUUCUGCCUGAGGAGCUGGAGGCCCCUUGUCCACCCUCUCCUUGAGAUGCCUCGGGCCACAACUUCCUGCCCUCC
This is a messenger RNA of Nycticebus coucang (slow loris), 1629 nucleotides long. Its product is annotated as lipoxygenase homology domain-containing protein 1. The coding region runs from base 27 to 1565 and encodes 512 amino acids. The record is from RefSeq and is a predicted model, not a curated record. Gene Ontology annotation, molecular function: protein binding. NCBI's taxonomy places the organism in Eukaryota, Metazoa, Chordata, Mammalia, Primates, Lorisidae. The transcript is spliced from 8 exons.